GCAUCAACAUCGUGAGAAACCCGGCGAGAUGAAAGAAGGCGAUAACUGCAUGCGCUCUGUGGGAGGAGUGUGUGCACCUUCGGACACAAUCAAAUAGCGCAGCUUUGGCAGAUUGCAGCUCUUUGCCCCUGCAUGACGCACAAGCGGAUACCUGAGCCAUGGAUGCAGAGAAGGAAACCCCCGCCGACCAGGGAGUGCAGCUCUUGGACAUCAGCUCCAACUCAUACCCCUCUGAGCCCAAAGGUGCGGAGGAGACCGGUCAGCAGAAGCCGCCGUAUUCAUACGUGGCUCUCAUUGCCAUGGCCAUCAAGGACAGCCACGACAAGAGACAAACGCUCAGCGGAAUAUACGAAUACAUCAUCUCCAAGUUCUCCUACUAUGAGAAGAAUAAAAAAGGGUGGCAAAAUAGUAUAAGACACAAUUUGUCUCUCAAUGAGUGUUUCGUCAAGGUUCCCAGGGAAAACGGAGUGGACAGGAAAGGCAACUAUUGGAUGCUGGACCCCGCAUUUGAGGACAUGUUUGACAAGGGGAACUACCGGCGGCGGAGGAGGGUGAGAAGACCCUACACGCCCCAGAGAGUGCCUUACCUGACCGGGAGCUCCGUGGACUAUCCCGAGCCGCUCUACCUGCAGCCUUAUGUGAGCAGUUCCUGGAGUUUGUCCCAGCCGAACGGAUACCCAACACCCCAUGUCAACACUGGUCACACCCGCAGCGUGUCCCCAAGCGGUCCUCUGAGUUCAUUCUACUCUCCUUACGGCGCCUACCACCAUCCGGCUGUGCUGGUACCACUCAACGGGUGUCCAUACGGCGGUGUGACCCAGCCAACGAGUCCUGGCGGAGGCAGCGUUGCGGUAGCAUGCAACUAUCAGCAGCUCACCGCCUGGCAAGCGGAGGCGCCGCUUGCUUAUCCAUUGGACCAGUAGGGUUUUGAGUUGUUCUAAUCCUUGACAGACAGUCCAUUACAGCAGUUCACUUACUCAAUGUUCAUCUGUUUAACGCAUUUCAGUUGGGCUGUCAUUUGUUUGUCAGGUAAAGCUAAUUGUUUGGCUUAAUAAGGUGCAGGCCUAAUCUGUUGAUUAACUUUUCAAUAAGCGGUUGGUUAAGUUUAUUGUCAGGCCAAGAAAUUACAGUCAGUAGCCUAGCCUACUCACAUGGAUGUAGGCUAAUAAGAAAUAGCCUAGCCUACUCAUUUUGCUUCUUAAAUGUCCGAUCAAGUGUGAAUUGCAAGAAGACAGUUGAUUUAAGUCUGAGGUUUAGUGUAGCACAUGCCUCUUUUGUUGAAGAAUUAUUUUGCAAUCAAAUAAUUAAAAAAACGUGUUUUAUUUUUACAUUCUUAUUAUUUUACAAUUUUUUUUAUUAUUUUGAAUAGUAGUCUACACUUGUAACUAUGUUAUUUAUUUAUUUUCUCUGGUUUUAUCCAAUUCUCCGAGCACCUAUGCAACAGUUGAUGACACCGAAGCACUGAUCAGUUUUCUUAUUCGAUUGUGAAUGUUUACGUGAUGUAAACAUCAUGUUUGUUAAAAUAAAAUGUUAUUUUUGCAUCAAA
Etheostoma spectabile (orangethroat darter) is the source of this 1546-nucleotide messenger RNA. RefSeq names its product forkhead box L2-like (gene foxl2l). Lineage: Eukaryota; Metazoa; Chordata; Actinopteri; Perciformes; Percidae. Gene Ontology annotation, biological process: regulation of transcription by RNA polymerase II; cell differentiation; anatomical structure morphogenesis. The record is from RefSeq and is a predicted model, not a curated record. Bases 159 to 923 code for a protein of 254 amino acids. Gene Ontology annotation, molecular function: RNA polymerase II cis-regulatory region sequence-specific DNA binding; DNA-binding transcription factor activity, RNA polymerase II-specific. The transcript has a single exon.